AUGAUUGGAGCGCUUGCUUCGUUUCUGUCGUUGUAUAUUGUAGUUGGCGGUGGGACAGCCGGUUCAGUUAUCGUGAGAAAGCUUUGGGAUGGCUUUCAAAGACAUCAAUGUCAAUCAUUUCAUCAAGCGGCAAGUUCAGCUCCACCGGCUACAGUAUGCAUGCGUCAAACACUGUUCAGUAACAAUGACAAUCAGACGUGUCGGCCAUUAUGUUUCACCUAUCAACCGAAAAUUCUGCUUUUGGAGUCUGGACCAAGAAUGAGUUGGUUGACAAAGAUAAUAAGCGAUACACCUCUGUUUGCCCCAUUGCUUUAUGGACGAGGCAUAGAUACUGUUGACCGGACAACAUCGCAGAAGUCUGCAGCUCUACAACUGAAAAAUAAUGUGAUUUUCUUACCUCGUGGACGUGUUUUGGGGGGAACUGCAGUACUUAAUGCAAUGAUAUUUUCCUGCGGUCAUCCAGAUGACGAAUUGGUUAAAGAAUUUCUGAAAAAUGAUCCGGAAUUCUUUUCAACACUAUUCGACGGUAAAAGUGAAGGAUGUCAUUUGAAACCAGAAGUAAUUAAUCACCAGCCAUACAAUCGACUGAUUCAUGAAUAUUUCAAGAAGGCCUUCAGUUUGAGAGGAUCAAAGGUGGAUUCUUUUGGUGCAGUGUGUCAGUCGCACGAAGGACUUCAUAUUCCAAUGGGUUUCGUUCGUAAUGCUCAACGUAUCAGCUCAUUCAGUGAGUGCCUACUACCGCUGAUGAAUGAAAAACCCAAAGAUUUAACAGUUAUCACAGGCAUACAAGUUGAAAAAUUACUGUUCAGUCGAAGUGACCACGGGAAUUUAUCAGCCUAUGGAGUUGUAGCCAAAUACAAAGGUCACUCUUUUACAAUCAAAUUAAAGAACACCAUCCUGGGGAAGCAAAUGAGGUGGAAUCCUGAAAUUAUACUUAGUGCUGGUGCCAUAAAAACUCCAGAAAUUCUGUUAAGUUCUGGUGUAGGUCCAGUCGAAGACUACAGUAAUGAUAAGAGGCCUAAUCUUCUGAAUUUAUCCGUUGGUAAAAAUCUUCAUGAUCAUCCAAUGAUUGGUCUGAUAUGCUCUGUUGUAAAUGGGAAAACAUUGACAAUGGACAGCUUCACUGUAGCAGAAAUAUUUAAAUAUUAUUGGAGAGGAGAAGUAUAUUAUGCUUUACAGCUGGGCAAUUUUCAGCCAAAUGCUUGGGAUAAAUUCAGUAAAGAUGAAAAUGGUGAGAAUUUCGAAAGUCCUAUCAUCUUACUGGUUACACUGAUCAAUCCUCGUUCAAGAGGUGAACUAAAGAUACAGAACAAUAACAGUAACGACAAUAAUAAGGGCGGCAACUGUGAAAGUGGACGACUGGACAUUAAUCCCGCCUACCUUAGUGAACAGAGUGAUCUUGAUCGGUUAGUCGAGGGCAUAAUUUGGAUACACCAAACACUUUACUACAUCAACGAAGUGAAUCAACUCACCCAGUCCACAGUGACUACCAGUGAGAAACCAAUCAGCAUAAAGCUACAUUUGCCAAGGUAUUCGGGUUGUCCACAAAUUCCAAACGCCAAUAGCUCAAAAGACUUUGAGUCAAUUGAAUUUUCUAAAAAAUUGAAAGCAGCUGUAGCCUGUCUAGCCAAAUCAAUAACUCUUUCAAACUAUCACUUAGUGGGAACAUGCAGUAUGAAGUUACCGAAUGCAAAGUUUUCACCGGUUGUUGAAGACAACUUCAAUGUUGUUCAUCUAGAACCACUGUCUCAAAAUACCUCAAAGUCUGUGUGUGCUGAAUAUAAGACAAUCGCGAAUGAAACACUUGAAGAAUUGGAAUGGUGCUUGAAACAACUGGAAAACAUUCAAACAAAGCGACCCGUUUCAGAUAUGGCAUUUUCAAAAUUCAAACGUUUGCUAAACAAAGAGUUGAGCAGUUUUGGCGAAGCUGAUAAAUCUAGGCAUCAAAUAUCUGCAUACAUUUGUGAAACAUUUUUGGAAACUGAAAAAGAUGCUGAAGCCAAUGAAGAGAUUGAAUCAAUGCUGGAGAGACGACGUAGCAGUGGCCAGUCACACUGUUCCAACAGUGGACAAGACUCGGGCAAUGGAAAUAAACGGCAUUCAUCAAUAGCCAGUGAUGUGAACGCCAGUAUAUCCAGUGCAAAAUCACCAGAUUCCUCUUCAAAAGGAAAACUGGAAUCUCCUGGCAGUGCAUCCGCAGAAUCGCAUAAAGUUACCCAGCCAAGUGAUACAAACACGUCUGCAGCAAGACAGUCAAUGACAAAUUCAUCAAAAGGAACAAAUGUUGACGAGAAAUCUGGAACAGACAAUGCGUCGACACUUCCGAUUCACGGUGUUGAAACUCCCAAUGACAAAGAACUAGAAGAGAGAUUUACUCAAAGCUUAGAUGAAUGGGGCUUGGAUAUCUUUGAAAUUGAUCGGUUGUCCAACGGACAUGCACUCACAACUGUAGCCUACAGAAUAUUUCAGAAACGUGAUCUCCUGAGAACUUUCUGUAUAGAUCCAAGCGUUUUUGUACGCUAUAUGUUAAAAGUGGAAUCCACGUAUCAUGCUGAUGUUCCGUAUCAUAAUUCAAUGCAUGCAGCUGAUGUUUUACAGACAUCGCAUUAUUUACUACAAGCAGAAACACUGGAUGAUGUGUUCAGUGAUCUGGAGAUCUUAGCUGUUCUUUUCGCCUCAGCUAUCCACGAUGUCGAUCAUCCUGGAGUAACAAAUCAAUUCCUUGUCAAUACCGGGCAUGAAUUAGCCUUACAGUACAAUGAUUCCUCUGUACUAGAGAAUCAUCAUCUUUAUAUGGCCUUUAAAAUUCUAAGUGAACCAGAAUGCGAUAUAUUUGCUAACUUAGGCGUUAAGAAACGUCAAACACUGCGUAGAAUGGUAAUAGAACUGGUACUAGCAACAGACAUGUCCAAACAUAUGAGUUUGUUAGCUGACCUACGGACAAUGGUUGAAACUAAAAAGGUUUCUGGAUCCGGUAUACUGAAUUUGGACAAUUAUGCAGAUCGAGUACAGAUUUUGCAAAAUAUGAUCCACUGUGCUGAUUUGAGUAAUCCAGCUAAACCGUUAAGAUUAUAUCGAAAGUGGACUGGACGCCUUAUUGAAGAAUUCUUUAGACAAGGGGAUAAAGAAAGAAAACUAUCGCUUGAAAUUAGUCCAAUGUGUGAUCGUGAAUCUGUAGCAAUUGAAAAAUCCCAGGUUAGUUUCAUUGACUUCGUGUGUCAUCCUUUAUGGGAAACCUGGUGUGAUCUUGUCCAUCCUUGUGCUCAGUUAGUCCUAGACACCCUGGAAGACAACAGAGACUGGUAUGAAUGCCAAGCAGAGGAUCCCAAGUCGAAAGGUGCUCAGUCUGCAAGACCAAAGUUAGCAACUGCAGCUGAAGAUGACGAGGAAGUGUCAAUAACCUCAGGAACUGCACAAGAACAAUAA
Trichobilharzia szidati is the source of this 3426-nucleotide messenger RNA. Lineage: Eukaryota; Metazoa; Platyhelminthes; Trematoda; Strigeidida; Schistosomatidae. The record is from the annotation of a GenBank genome assembly.